AUGUGGUGUCGCGCCGCCCUCGCCACCACAGAUAGUGAUCCUGUUUCGUUCGCAGUACUCGGCCAAAAUGCUACAUUUCGCGCGUCUGCAUUCGAUACGUCCUUUAAUCCCACUUCCACUCCUCCCCCAUUCUUUCAAGUCGUUGACAACAGAUUUCUCGAUAUCCUCGGCCAUAACCCUUCGUUCCACGAAAUCGCGUCGAAUCCGAACCUUCCUUUCGCAAAUGAGGCACCGGUAUAUGUCCCAGCCUUGGAUGAACUAUUCUUCUCCAGCUUCUCGUCGCCUGGAAAUGCCAGUGUGAACAAUAAAGUAAACAGGGUGAGAAUGUCUGAGGUCGAGGAAGCACUGAAAGCUAGCAAGGGAUCCACGGUCAAUGUUACUGUUACUCCCCUUGAUCUACCAGAGACUGUUCUGUCGACAAACGGAGGUUCUGGGCCGUUCCGGGGUUCCUUGUUAUUCGUAGGAAAUGGCCUAGGCCCUCUUCCUCCAGCUGUAACCCUUGUGAACCCACGACAGCCUCACAAUGUGACCGUCCUACUGAAUAACUUCUUCGGCCGUCAAUUCAACUCGAUAGAUGAUGUGAAGAUCCAUCCCAAGAGCGGCAAGAUCUUCUUUACCGACGUCCAAUAUGGAUUCUCACUUGGCAUACGCCCUGCGCCUUUGAUGCCCAACCAAGUUUAUAGAUUUGAUCCAGACACUGGGGAGGUUCGAAUGGUCGCCGAUGGGUUCGUGCGACCCAACGGAAUAGCAUUCACCAACGAUGGGAAGACGGCCUACAUCUCUGACACAGGUUCGCUUCAAAGUCCCAUGAGAACAUCUGAUUUCCAAACUCAACCCGCUACUAUAUAUGCUUUUGAUGUCGACUCCGUUUCUCAAAGAUUUGUUAAUCGACGCAUUCUGGCAUUUACCGAUGCAGGUAUUCCUGAUGGAUUGCAAGUCGACAUGAGUGGGAACGUGUAUGCAGGCACCGGAGAUGGCGUUCAGGUUUGGAAUGCGGACGGGACACUGCUAGGGAAAUUCUUCGUCGGUACACGAACCGCAAAUAUGGCAUUCGCUGGCUUCGGAAGGCUAGUAAUUUUGUCGCAGACGAAGUUGUUCCUGGCUCGUAUCAACGCGGGAAAUGUCAACUUGGAAGGGUAG
This is a messenger RNA of Pleurotus ostreatus (oyster mushroom), 1140 nucleotides long. RefSeq lists its product as uncharacterized. The record is from RefSeq and is a predicted model, not a curated record. Bases 1 to 1140 code for a protein of 379 amino acids. The transcript is spliced from 7 exons. Lineage: Eukaryota; Fungi; Basidiomycota; Agaricomycetes; Agaricales; Pleurotaceae.